AUCACUUAGCAAAACUCUCAGAUGCUGGCCAUGUUUUCAGGGGCUGAAUGACGGGCUUUUCUUUGGUAAACUUGGAUUCAUAAGCUCUGCACUACAAAGCAAGUGAUUAGAAAAGAAAUCCAUAGAAAUUAGACUAGCAAUACCAGCCUGAAGAUGGUACGGGAGUGGCUUUUAUAUUUUGUUCCUGGAAAAUAAUCUUCAUGGGUACUUUUUGCAAAAUACUGGCUCUUCUGCCGCGGCAGGCCUGCUGGGUCUAGGCUGAGCCCGGCAUGGAGAUGGAGAACCAUACCGUGGCUGCAGCGACGAACUCCUGCACCUUUCAUGAGGAGUUCAAGCAGAUCCUGCUGCCCCUGGUCUACUCUGUGGUCUUUGUGGUGGGGCUCCCCCUGAACUUCAUCGUCAUUGUGCAGAUCUGGCUCUCCAGGAAGGUGCUGACCCGCACUGCCAUCUACAUGCUGAACCUGGCCACGGCCGACCUGCUGUACGUGUGCUCCCUGCCGCUGCUCAUCUACAACUACACGCAGAAGGACUACUGGCCCUUUGGGGACUUCACCUGCAGGUUCGUCCGCUUCCAGUUCUACAGCAACCUGCAUGGCAGCAUCCUGUUCCUCACCUGCAUCAGCGUCCAGCGCUACCUGGGCAUCUGCCACCCGCUGUCAUCCUGGCACAAGAAGAGGGGCAAGAAGUUUACCUGGAUGGUGUGCGGCGGGGUGUGGAUCAUCGUCAUUGCCCAGUGCCUGCCCACCUUCGUCUUUGUCUCCACGGGCAUCCAGAGGAAUAGGACCGUGUGCUACGACCUCAGCCCCCCGGACCACUCCGCCAGCUACUUCCCCUACGGCAUGACGCUGACGGUCACGGGGUUCCUCAUCCCCUUCGUCUUCAUCCUGGUGUGCUACUGCUGCAUGACCAAGAUCCUCUGCCAGAAGGACGAGAUGAUAGGCCUGGCCGUGCGCAAGAAGAAGGACAAGGCCAUCCGGAUGAUCAUCAUUGUAGUCAUCGUCUUCGCCAUCAGCUUCUUCCCCUUCCACCUGACCAAGACCAUCUACCUGAUCAUCCGCUCCUUGGCGGGCGUGCCCUGCCUGGUCUUGCAAACCUUUGCCAUCGCCUACAAGUGCACCAGGCCCUUUGCCAGCAUGAACAGCGUCCUGGACCCCAUCCUCUUCUACUUCACCCAGCGCAAGUUCCGGGAGAGCACACGCCACCUGCUGGAAAAAGUGAGCUCCAAGUGGAGGCACGACACAUGCCGCUCCUACAAGUCGUAGGCUCCGGGGAAAGGAGAACGAGGGGGGCCUGUUCUGCUGCGCGGAGGCAGAGGACUGAACGGCUGCGGCUUUAUUGCAGCCAGCCCUGCUUUACCCAGCAACAGAGAGAGAGAGAGAGAGCAGGAGGCAAGGACUGAUGGUCCUGAGCAUAGAGCUGGGAGCCAGGAGCUUCUGAGUUUACUCCCAGUUCUGGCCAUGGGUGGGUCACUGGGCCUCUCUGGGCCUCUGUUUACCCAUCUGCAGGAUGGAGAACAAUAUUCUGUAAAUAACAGGUAAAAUGAUGCUGACCUGCCACGCCUUGGUCAGGGCCUGGAAAGUGCUUUGAGGCUGGACCAUGCUAAGGACAGUUUAUCCUUAAAAUUCCAGCAAAUGGCCUGAGCUGGGAGAGGUUCCAGAACAGCUGGAAAGAGGGAAGUGAAAAUAAUUGGGAGCAGGUUUUGGGGCUGGGCGAGGUGGUGUCCGAACGCAGUAUUAGUACGGCUACGGUGGUGCACCGCAGCUCUCACCUAUGAGGAGGAGCGGGGCUUUUUGCAGAUCUGCUGCUCGCUCUGUGGAUUUCAGCAGAACCGCUGCGGGACUGGCGGUCCUUGCCACAGAUCUCUGACUGGCAAAGCCCUAGCAACCACGCGUGGGGCUUUGUGGUGAAUUGUGCUAGUGACGCUGAUUACAGUGGGCCCCACUCCACGCCACUGGAGUUGCAGCGCACACGGGUUUGUCCCAACGUGUUUGAUUCAGAGUGAUGUUUCCAGUAGAUUUGGGAAAUCAGUUAUUAGCAAGUAGUUCAGUGCUUCCUCUGGUUUACAACUACCUAGAUUUGGUGGACAAAAAUCUCUCUCCACGUCAGUCCCCUAGAGAGGAGAUCACCUCUGAGAACUAGCCGUUCGGGAAUAGGGGAAUCAACUGCUACUUGCCAGUGCACAAAUUACUGGGAUCUGGUCAUCUUAUCCACCAGCCAGUGUUUUUUCACUGCUUUGCCACAGUAACUCAGCUGAGUUUCCCAAGCAGAAAGCUGCUUUACUAAUGCAAGGAAAACCUACACUGGGAAUUUAGAGACGACAAUAGGUCUCUUGGGACCACAUGAGUCUACAAAAGGAUUGAUCCACAUGGGAGGGCAGGAAAAGGGAAAUCUAGCGAGUACAUCUACAGUAUUAUUGGCUGUUAACAAUGAGGACACAAUCAUUAAGCUAACCUGACUACAACAGUCUGAUUCAAUUUUAUCUAGAUCGUCUUACAACUCUCAUCACCGUAAUAUCUGAGCACCUUACAAUGCGAUCUUCCUGGUUUCUACUGUUUAAAGAUUCAUAAGUUGCCUGACUGGAUCUAACAGGGCUCGGGUGUGUUUUUAUUUUGUUUUAUUUUAUUUUAUUUUAUUUUUGGGCACCCUCAUUAUAAAAGAAUUCUCACAUCAUCUCCAGCAUUUUGAACGAAGAUCUAGUUCAUGGGAAAUUUAAUCUUGUGGGGUUUUUUAAAAAAGGAACUAGACACCAGAAUAUUUUUAAAGAAUUUCUAAUAUAGCUGCAGUGGUUUUAUGAUAUGCUGGUUUAGUGUGUAUGAGCAUAUCUCCCUCUAGUGGCAGAUCCUAGAUAUAAGACUGCUAUUUAAUUUCGCUCAUGCAAUAGAGACCUGUGUUUUUGAAUAUCACAGGUUCAGUCCCCACUGGAGUUAGCAUCUGGGCAGCCACAUCUCAUGACAGGCUGCGCUGGGCUUUUUAAGCAAAUCAACUCUGUUGUGACACAUCACUGAAUAACAUUUAAUUUGGGGGUGGGAGUGGAAGAAAUGAUUGGAAUGACUGUCAAUGCUUACGCCUGAGAUGGUUCUUGAUUAGCAGCAGAAACUAACCAGUGAGUAUGGGCAGGGUAUGAAAUAAGAGUUGAAGAAUUUAACUGAACAAAGGUGGAGUCAACAUCCUGGGCCAAAGCUAGCCCUGGGGUAAUCUAGCACACCGCGGAUAAAAUCACUUUGAAGUUUGUGGAGUUGCAUCUGCUGACAGUGGGGGACAGUGAAUUUGAUGCAGUGGGGAAGCAUAGGUGCUGUAUCUUCCCAUGCUGGGUGCAUCUGAAAUCAGCGUUGAGAAAAGCAGCCAGACGUCUCCUAGGUACUACUCUGAGCAGUAAGGUGUCAUCUGUCGACCAGCACUGUCACAUCAUAGCCACUCGUGACAUUUGUCCUCUGAGCUGUUUACGGGAUGUCUGCCACAUUGGCCUCCAUACCAGGGAUUGAUCCAGGGAUCUCCAGAGCUAAAAGCAGAAGCACUUACACCAUGAACUAAGGAACCUAGCCCCUCUUGUGGGCAGCUGUAACAGCUUCUAUCGCUGCGGGUCAGCACAGCAGUGGACCAGAUAUACACGCACCAGUGGAUGACACUUACACCACACCUGGUGGACUUGUGUCCACACAGCAGCUAUGUUCCCAACACAGCCACACUCUGCUUCAUUUAACCUGACUUCUACUGAUACCAUUUGCUUUUCCCUGUCUCAGUGCACCAGAUGUGCUCAUCUUCCUCUCUACCCCGACCUACCCCUCCUCUUCUCCAACCCACCACUCCCAUGGGCCGGGGGUAAUGAAGGCUGGGGGACCCAAACUCCUGCUAAUGCUCCCCACCGCAGCCCUGGGCCUGGGCCAUUGCAGGGCUCAGAGCUCCUCUGGGGAGCCUGGGCUAGGGAUUCAGCCCAGGCCAGCUGGGGCUCAGAGCUCCUCCAGACUGCUCCAGGCACCAGCGGGCUGUCUGGGGCUCAGGGCUGCUCCGGGGGCUGUCUGGGGCUCAGGGCUGCUCCGGGGGCUGACCGGGGCUCAGGGCUGUGCGAGCGGGCCAGCCAGUGAGAGCAGGGUGGCAGAAGGGGCCUCAGGCAAAAGGGGAGGACGGGGCAGGGCCUUGGGCAGAAGAGGCAGGGCAGGGGGCUAGCCUCCCCAAACGGGAGUUCACGUGCCGCCCGUGGCCGGUCCCUUCCAGGCCUCACACCUCUCCCAAUCUCAUCCCCCCGCCAGCUCCAUCUCUCUCUGCAACCAUAGAAUCCCAGAAGCGUAGGACCGGAAGGGACCUUGAGAGGUCAUCUAGUCCAGUCCCCUGCACUCAAGGAGGGACUAAGUAAUAACUCGACCAUUCCUGACAGGUGUUUGUCUGACCUGCCCUUAAAGCCCUCCAGUGAUGGCGCUUCCACAACCAUUGCCAUGAGCAGCACUCUAGUCAUUUGCACUGAAGAAUAAUCCCACUUCCCCGACAGGAGCUUCUUUCCCAUGAAGCUUUGCACGUAGCUCAUUUGCAUAAUGCUCUUCACUGUAGUCCUUUGUGGCAAAGGCUGUGUCACCGUCUGUGUUUGUACAGCACCUCUCACAGUGGGGCUCCGAAUGAGACUUUGGGGGACUUCCGAAAUCCAAAUGAAUAGUAUAAUGUGAAUCCACCCCGACCGCACUGUACCAGUGCAUUGUGGGAAAACUAUCCCAUAGUGCCUCAGGAGGCAAUAGCGUGCCCAGACUGGCACCAGCAGCAUGUGCAGCAAUGCCUUCUGGGAUGUCCUAGCACACACACAGCUGGGAGGGAGCAGGCCGGGCCAAGCCAGUGAUGCAGGCCUGGGGUGGGGGUACCGUGGACACUGCAAAGGAAACAUUGUGCCAAAGCAGUUCUAGGAAAGCAUCCCCGGGCUGGACUAGGGUUCAGGCACCGGUGGAACUGCUGCCAUGGUUGCUAACCAAGUGUUAGCGGUGGAGGCAAGCCAACCAGGCCGCUGCCUGGUUACAGACGCAACUAGAAGUUGUACUAUGGACGUUGUAAGGUCGAAGGCAAAGCACCCACUGAGCCAACAGGUGACACGUGGCCACAUCCACACACACAAAUCCCGCAGGGUGUCCAUCGCUGGAACUCUUAGCCAUUCACUGGACACUACGGCUGCAAACGCUAGAUCUGACUACCAGUUCUUGCCCACCUAAAGCUCCCACUGAACCCACAUUGGGCCUUACCUAGGGGGAACAGAAAGGCUAAACCGCCACCAUCUGGUGCAUGUGUUUUGAGACGCUGUAGAGGGACUUUGUGUGGAGUAACCGUGGCGUUACCAGCUGGUCCCCAGAUGUAAAUCUACAGUCCAGAAUUCACCUUUCGGUACAGGCGCUGACUUGUAAUUUUCCCCGGGGUGCUCCACCCCCACUCUGCUCCUCCCCUCGAGAUCCCACCCUCGCUCCUCCUCUUCCAGCCCCCGCUCCAACCCCUCCUCAAGGCCCCCGCCUGCUCACUGCUCUCUGCCCUCCCACUAGUGCCUCCCCCAGCCUCAGAACAGCUGAUCAGCGGUGGCGCUUGAGCCCCAGAGCACCAUAAUCAGUGCCUAUGCCUUUAGGGCUGACCCAAAGCCCAAUGACAUCGGUAGGAAAAACUCCCAUUGACUCAAUGGGCUUAGGAUUGGGGCAUUUCUUCAUGUUGAUCCCGGUGUCUGAAAAGCUCCUAGGGAGAGUGCUAAUGCAGCUAUUUGGCCUGGAGGAACCUGCCCCAGCUUGGCAACUCCCCAAAGUGGCCCUGUCUCUGGAGUUGAAUGACUGGUUAUCAGGCCUCCUUCUCCUUGGUGGAGAUCACUGGGUUUGACCGACAUUUGCUUGAGAGCAGCGCCCUCUAUCUGGGCCAUAUCCAGGCUUGGGGUGGAUAGGACCACUUCCACCAUCAGCAGGCAAAACUCCCAGGUGCUUUAGUGUCUCUAGGUUCAGUGAUACUCAGACUUCAGUGGUUCAGGAGCCAAAUUAGCCAUCAACAGAACCCAGAAGAGCCCCAGGAGUGUGAAUUCAUUGUUUCAUUUACUAUUUUUAUAUCUAUAUAAUUAUUCUCACAGCAGAAUGGCUGACCAAGUAGUCUGCAGUUGGUUAAUAACAUAGUAAAAGCCUCCUGAUUGGUUAAUAAUUAAAUCACCCAGGGUUUUAAUAUCAUGCGCUACAAAGAGCCGUGGGAAACGUAGUAAAAAGCCACUUGCAGCUCCCCAGCCUCAGUCUGAGUAUCACUGCUCUAGCAGGUAGGAAUCUGCACUGGGACUCAGGAGAGCUGGCCUCCUGUCCCGGCUCUGCCACUGACCUGCUGUGUGACCUUGAGCAAGUCACUUCAUCUCUUUGCGCUUCUGUUUCCUCUCCCACCCUUUGGCCUUCUUUUCUGUUUAGACUGUAAGUGCCUUGGGGCAGGGUGCAUAUCUCACUAUUGCCUUUCUGCAGUGCCUCGCACGAUGGGGCCCUGAUCUUGACUAAGGCUCCUAAGCACUGCUGUCAGACCAAGAACGAUAACUAGCUGAAGGCCCGUGCUGUCACAUGGGUAAGUCGGAAAUUUGUGUGUAUCAAAAAGCUGAAAAUGGCUGAGGGCUUCAAAAUUGGAGGGUAACAGACUGCGAAUCCAAGUGCUGAUUGGACCUGAUGCUAGUCUAAACACAAAGAGCUCUCAGCCAGGCUGGUGGCUGGUCUCAUCACUGGACUCAGCACUUCAGAGGGACACCCAGACAGAUUGAGAGCCCUGCAAUCUUUUUCUGUAGCUAAUUAGUUGUCCCUGACUACUCUAGGCCUGGAUUUGGGCUUUGAGAAGGCCCAGAAGAGAUGUUUGUAAAGAAAGAUCAUAGACAUGUAGCUGAGUGUCAGUUUAGAAUUUACAGACACGAUUUCCCUUUGUCCAUUUCUUGUUUUAUUUAUAAAUGUCCUCUGAACUCUAUGGUCCCAGGGAGCCCUUAAUAGCAGUAAAUGGGCUCAUAGCGCUGCCCUGGGACAGGGUUUCAAUUUAAUAUGUGGGCUGGCUGGCUUUUAUUCCACUAAAUCAGGGGGUUUCAACCUUUUUUCAUUUGCAGACCCCUAAAAAAUUUCAAAUGGAGGUGCGGACUCCUUUGGAGAACUCUGACAUAGUCUGCGGACCCUCAGGGGCCUGUGGGCCACAGGUUGAAAGCCACUGCCCUAAAUUAACUCUAGGGAUGAAAUGACCAGCUGGCUGCAUUUGUUACUGGAAACUAAGUCUGGGCUGAGGACUCACGCUGGUUGCCCCAGUCCCUUUAGCUGCUUUGUAGGCAAUGCAGAAAAUACUAACUGGUCUUUUCUGAACCCAGACGUUCUGGGCCAAAUUCACUGAAGUGGGUACAAAGCCACUGAAACCCAUAGAGUUGCACCAGUAUAAACGUGGUGUACGGGAGAUCUGGAUCAGGUCUCAUGUAACUUAGGCUUGGCUUGUCCGUUGUGAAAAGGUUCUAUCCACUGUAAUGUUACGAGUGGCCACAGUCCCUAAUGGGCUUAAGUAAACCUCACGAUGAGUUAUGCUAUGUAAAUAUAUCGUAUUGUGCCAGUCUGGCAUGCAACAGCACCCUGCAGCAUAACACCCGCUUCCCGGCCCCCGAGCCAAGGACAGGAAAUCCAGUUCCCACCCCUGCCUGCUUUCACUAUUUGACCAUAACCAAACCUCCUCCUUUAAGAAGGGGAAGAUCAAACACAGGGUAUCCAGAUCUGAGCAAUAUAACAUGCCAUGACUGAAGCUGUACAAACUCUUAUGUUCCACUGUCCUCCCAGGACAGGGCACCAAACAAUGACCAGGGUGUGCAAAGGGGAAAAAACUUGCUUGUCGCUGUGAGGAGGAAGAAAGGGGUGGAGUGGGGAAGAGGAGGGAGAAAUGUGGGUGACCAACUGCAUGGGAAGGAGGAAGAAUGAACUGACCCUUUAAAUUUUAAACAGAUCCCUGUAGGGUUUUCCCUCCCUAGUUGUGUAAGGGUGGAUUUAUUUUCCAUGCUCUGCUUUGCAUUGUUCUGCUCCCCAGACAGAAAAGAACAACAAAUCCUGAAUCCGACUGCAGACCCUGCUUCCAUAGUCCCGUCCUCUGGGAUAGUUUUCUCUCUGUUGUUUUUUCCCAGCUGCUAGGCGCUUUCUUCUUCUUUUUUAAAUAAAAACCAGUGGCAGGAUUUUACUUUCUGCUAGUAAUAUCUCAUCCUGCCUGAUGAUGAGCUGGAAAGAUCUGGAGAGCUUCAGAUAGACCCAGACUAGAGUUAAGGCCUGCACCACGAAGUUCUCAUCUGGAGGGUAAGAAGAAAUCCAGCGCCUGAUCCAAAACUCUUUGAAAUAAAUGGGAAUCUUUACACUGAAUUUAAUAGGCUUUGGAUCAGUCCAUAUGGAACAAUGAGAUGCAUUAUGGGGAUUGUAACCUUCCUCUGAAGCAUCUGGUCGGAGAUGGUGUACCAGCUUAGAUGGGUCUGCCCGUGAUAGAGAUGGGCCCAAGCCGCACACUUCAAACCCUGUCCAUUUGGGUUUCAGAGUAGCAGCCGUGUUCGUCUGUAUCC
Chelonia mydas (Green sea turtle) is the source of this 8524-nucleotide messenger RNA. It is a transcript of the gene P2RY6, whose product is annotated as pyrimidinergic receptor P2Y6. Gene Ontology annotation, molecular function: G protein-coupled UTP receptor activity; G protein-coupled UDP receptor activity; G protein-coupled ADP receptor activity. NCBI's taxonomy places the organism in Eukaryota, Metazoa, Chordata, Testudines, Cheloniidae. The transcript has 2 exons. The record is from RefSeq and is a predicted model, not a curated record. Gene Ontology annotation, biological process: cellular response to pyrimidine ribonucleotide; phospholipase C-activating G protein-coupled receptor signaling pathway. Gene Ontology annotation, cellular component: plasma membrane. The coding region runs from base 270 to 1262 and encodes 330 amino acids.